AUGAUGAUGACUGUUUUGAUAACUGAGGAUCCUGGGAGGUCAAUCGAUGUUUACUUAAGGCCGCUGGUUGAUGAGCUGAAGGAUUUAUGGACAAACGGUGUUCGCACGUACGAUAAAUCAACUGGGAAGAUGUUCACUUUGCGGGCAGCAGUUAUGUGGACUGUGAAUGAUUUCCCAGCAUAUGCAAUGGUUUCUGGGUGGAGCACAAAAGGUUAUAUGGCAUGUCCUGUAUGCAAGGAAGAUGUAACUUCUGGUUGGCACGCUGGAAAAGUUUGUUACCUUGGUCAUCGGAGAUGGUUGCCAUGGGACCAUGAGUGGAGGGAAAAAGAUAAAGAGUUCGACGGGAACACAGAGCAUCGCCUUAGACCCAGAGAAUGGUCCGGUGAUAAGAUAUUGGACCAGCUUAACCGGUUGGAUUUUGCUCCCUUCGGGAAAACAAUUAGUCAUAUCAGACCUUCUACACAUAUGAACUGGACGCACAAGCCUAUGUUUUUUGAGCUCCCAUAUUGGUCGAAACUAAAAUUGAGGCACAAUCUAGAUGUGAUGCAUGUUGAGAAAAAUGUAUUCGACACAUUGGUGGGCACGAUUCUAGAUAUCGAGGGGAAGACAAAUGACACGAUCAAAGCUCGUCUUGAUUUGGAAAGAAUGGGCAUACGAAGGGAUUUAUGGAUGAAUAGGGACAAUGAUAAAGCUAGAAGGGAUCUUGCAUUCUUUUCUAUGAAACCGAAUGACAAAAAAGAGUUUCUAAAGUUUGUAUCGUCAGUAAAGUUUCCCGAUGGGUAUGCUUCUAAUAUCGCACGUUGUGUGAAUGUUGACGGGGGUAAAUUUACUGGACUUAAGAGCCAUGACUGCCAUGUGUUUAUGCAACGCCUACUUCCUGUUGGUAUUCGACACCUAUUGCCGGAAGAUGUAGUGAAGCCAAUCAUUUUGUUGUCCAGAUUUUUUUCCCAACUGACGGCAAAAACUUUGCGAAAAACGGACAUGUUUCAGUUGCGCCAUGACAUUGUCCAAGUCCUAUGCAAGUUUGAGAUGAUAUUUCCUCCAGCUUUCUUCACAAGUAUGAUGCACGUGAUGGUUCACUUGCCAGAAGAGGCAUUGCUUGCUGGUCCUGUCAACUAUCGCUGGAUGUAUCCAAUAGAAAGGCUUCUCGGAGAGCUGAAAAAAAGUGUACGCAACAGGGCGAAGCCCGAAGGAUCAAUCGUAGAGGCUUGGGUUCAAUAUGAGUCGCUUACUUUCUGCGGAAUGUAUUUAAAAGAUGUGGAGACGGUUUUCAAUCGUCCUCAGCGCAAUCAUGACGGAGGUAUGAGAAAUGAAAAACUUUCUGUUUUUGCCCAAAGCGCACGACCCUUUGGAGAUCCUGGACGCGAAGAGUCGUUUUCUAGAAAUGACAUGGAGGUAGCGCAUUGGUUCGUACUGAACAAUUGUGAUGAGAUCAUGGGAUACUUAUAUGAGCAUGAAGAGAUGAUGAAGCGAGAACAUCCAUCACAUUUGGUUGCCCAGAAACACCGUGAAUUGUUUCCACAAUGGUUUUUGGAUUCUGUGAAUAAGUUGAAAUCAUCGAAUUCCCCAACUUACAGUGAUGAGUUAUAUAACUUGGCGUUCGGCCCGAUUCGCGCUGAAUUGUUCUUGGGUUGUAAUAUCAACGGCGUCAAAUUUUUGGGCGAAGCACGAGAUGACAAGUUGUGUACGCAAAACAGCGGUGUCCAUGUCCCAGGUGGAGGCGAAACUUAA
This is a messenger RNA of Prunus armeniaca (apricot), 1731 nucleotides long. The record is from the annotation of a GenBank genome assembly. NCBI's taxonomy places the organism in Eukaryota, Viridiplantae, Streptophyta, Magnoliopsida, Rosales, Rosaceae.